Molecule: messenger RNA, 1405 nt
Organism: Brachypodium distachyon (stiff brome)
Lineage: Eukaryota; Viridiplantae; Streptophyta; Magnoliopsida; Poales; Poaceae
Product: DNA-directed RNA polymerase III subunit RPC8
Exons: 9
Coding region: 362-964 (200 amino acids)
Biological process (GO): transcription initiation at RNA polymerase III promoter; DNA-templated transcription
Cellular component (GO): RNA polymerase III complex
Source: RefSeq, a predicted model, not a curated record
GGCUCUCCCCUGUCCCCUGUUCCCAACCUCCUUCCGCCGCCUCUCUCCCGCCCUCCCUCCGCAUUUCCCCCUCCCCCGCCGCUGCUCUCGGCUCCGAGUUCCUCCAGUAGCCCACCGUCCAAGUUCGCCUCCCCAAGUUCUGUCCCUUUUGGCCGCCGCCCCCAGGUCACCCCCUGCCUCGACGUCGCCCGCCGGCAGCCGGCAGCUAGCCAGCUCUGAUACAGUCUCCAGCCGCGAGCUCUGAGCAAGUGUGAUAUGCAGUUCCCAGCUUUGGAGCUUAUAUCUAUAUUCCAAAUAUGCUGUGCUUGUUGUUCUCAAUUUUAAAUGAAGGACUGAUGCUUGUUACACAGAUUAUGGCAGGAUGUUUGUUCUGAGCCAGAUUGAGCACAAUCUGCCGAUGCCGCCACACUUGCUGAGCCGCCCUCUAGUCGAUGCCAUCAAGACCGAGCUUGAGAGGCUCUUCCUGGAUAAGGUGAUCACAAAUCUUGGCCUCUGUGUGUCUGUCUAUGACAUUCUUGCCGUCGAAGGUGGAUUCAUCUUUCCAGGAGAGGGCUGCUCGACGUAUAAAGUUUCCUUUAGGUUGUUGAUGUUCAGGCCCUUUAUUGGGGAGGUUCUUGUUGGGAAAAUCAGUGGAUAUGACGAAAAGGGUUUACAAGUUUCACUUGAUUUUUUCAGCGACAUAUGCAUUCCAGGACACUUGAUGCAGUAUGGCACAGUGAGGGGGGAAGAUGGUAGGUGGAUGCUGAAGACUGAUGAUGGCGAUGAACUUUAUCUUGAUAUAGAUGAUGAGAUACGAUUCUUGGUAUCUGGCAUAAAAUACCCACCUAUACCAGUUGAGCAAAAGGAGGAUGACAAGCCAUUUGCUCCAAUGCAGAUCAUUGGAAGUAUUAAAGGAGAUGGUCUGGGUCUUCUUGCUUGGUGGGCUGCAGACGAAGAAGAGGCAGAGGAAGAAGAAGAGCAGUAGCUGCAAGUUACUUUGGUAAUUGCUUCUUGUAUUAGAUAUUUAGCCCAUUAGUUAGCAUGUUAGAAACCCUAGAACCGGUAUCUAGUAAUAGCUGUUAUGAACUGUUUCCUUGCAGAUGUGCUGCUGCACGCCCCCUUAGAAACGGUAGUUUGUAAUGACACUAGGAAAGAAGAAAAAAUAGGUCAGGUUCGAAGUUGAAAACAUAUGUGAUAUGAGUUAGAGAACGUCCUGGAAGUCAAUUUCUGUGUAAAAGAUCUAGGAGGGAAAUCAAUUUCUGACGGUUACUGUGGAAGUGUGAAAUCGUGGACAAGAUGCAGAUGCCGCUGAUAUUUUGGUUUACGGCGUAGCAGUCUCCUCAGAGGUUGGACGCUUGUGACGCUUUCAGAUAUCCUAGUUGAGUUUUCGACAGAUUUUUGGUGAACUUAUGUUUUCGUGAUCUGA